GUGGUUGUCAAAAGCAUUCAACAUCAGCAAUGCUCGGCGAUGAAGGACAACAUUCUUUCCUGGCUGAAGCUAAUGGCAUCACAGGGCAAGACUCACAACCACUCCUUUCUGAUUUAGCAAAUCUGGAACAUGACCUUGCUGUUCAGUCCGACUUAGGUAUUCCAACUCCCGAUGGGCCGCAUUCGCAAUCUACCUCUCCGGCUCCAGAUGGACAACGGCGCACCCCCCGAACUACGAAUCGCGUUAGAUUUGAUCUCGGUGACGAUCCCGAAGAUGAGCAUCGUUCGAAUGACGACCGUCGCAAUUCAGAGGACGCUCGCUGGCUUGAUGAGGAAGACUACGCUCACACCAAUAGAGGCCGCUCAGGUCGACACGAUACCGGACAAACGGUCCCCCUGUUAACGAAUAUAGAAGCGCCAAGUGUAACCCUUGCUACCUCCGAUGACUUUUUUCCAGAGGACCAUUUAGAGAAUGCUCGGCCGAGGAGUGGAAUGAAAAUGGCGUUUAUGAACAUGGCAAAUAGCAUCAUAGGGGCUGGUAUUAUCGGCCAGGCAUAUGCACUUCGACAAGCCGGCAUGGUGAUGGGGAUAAUACUAUUGGUGGGACUUACUGUCGUGGUGGAUUGGACCAUUCGCCUGAUAGUGAUCAACUCUAAAUUAAGCGGCGCCGAUUCAUUUCAAGCAACAAUGCAGCAUUGUUUUGGCAAGACUGGGCUCAUUGCUAUUUCAGUUGCUCAGUGGGCCUUUGCAUUUGGUGGCAUGAUAGCGUUCUGUAUCAUUGUUGGAGACACUAUACCCCAUGUUCUGAACUCUCUGUUUCCUUCACUCAGGGAGAUGUCAUUUCUUUGGCUUCUUACAGACAGACGUGCCAUCAUUGUCCUUCUGGUCCUGUGUAUUUCUUACCCGCUGUCCCUAUAUCGGGAUAUUGCAAAGUUAGCCAAAGCGUCAACUCUGGCCUUGAUAAGCAUGGCCGUCAUUUUAGUGGCCGUGAUCACGCAGGGUUUCCGUGUUCCUUCAGAAUCACGAGGUGACUUCAAGGGUCUUCUGUUUGUGAAUUCAGGCUUUUUUCAGGCUGUUGGAGUAAUAUCUUUUGCAUUUGUUUGCCAUCACAACAGUCUUUUAAUCUAUGGUUCGCUGAAGAAGCCAACCUUGGAUCGGUUUGCAAUAGUGACCCAUUACUCUACUGGGGUCUCACUUCUGAUGUGUCUUACCAUGGGCAUUUCUGGAUUUCUUUUCUUUGGUUCGCGGACCCAGGGCAAUGUACUGAACAACUUUCCGUCCGACAAUAUUUUGAUCAAUAUAGCCCGGCUUUGCUUCGGUCUGAAUAUGCUUACGACACUGCCCCUCGAGGCAUUCGUAUGCCGAUCUGUUAUGACAACCUACUACUUUCCCGAUGAGCCGUUCAACAUAAAUCGGCACUUGAUAUUUACGUCUGCCCUCGUGAUUACUUCUAUAGCUUUAGCCCUCACAACUUGUGAUUUGGGUGCUGUAUUUGAAUUGAUAGGAGCAACCAGCGCAGCUUCUUUGGCCUACAUAUUUCCGCCACUGUGCUAUAUCAAGCUGAGCACUGCCUCUCGAACAGCCAAGAUCCCCGCAUAUAUAUGCAUUGCUUUCGGGCUAACUGUCAUGGGCGUUAGUCUCCUACAGGCGGUUGGAAAGAUAAUAAAAAAUGAAGGUGGAGUAGCAACCUGCGCCGCCUAGCUGUUACUGGGGAUCCUUCGCAUGUAUACUUAUCUUCAAUCGAUAGACUUUGGCUGACUUACUACAAAUUUCUGUACAUAUAUAUGUGUGUUUUAUAGAGGAGUCGAGGAGUCGACUUUGUUUAGAUCUAAGGUUUCAAUCACUUUAACCUUGCGGUAGUUUCCAGAAAAUUAGGUAUAACAUGGUCGAGC
Molecule: messenger RNA, 1891 nt
Organism: Aspergillus ochraceoroseus IBT 24754
Lineage: Eukaryota; Fungi; Ascomycota; Eurotiomycetes; Eurotiales; Aspergillaceae
Product: putative amino acid transporter
Exons: 6
Coding region: 30-1700 (556 amino acids)
Biological process (GO): amino acid transmembrane transport
Cellular component (GO): endoplasmic reticulum
Molecular function (GO): amino acid transmembrane transporter activity
Source: RefSeq, a predicted model, not a curated record